AUGGAGCUACCAAAGCUGAAAUCAAGAAGAACGGGCAAUCGUAGUGCCGUUACCAGACUUUUACGAAAAUUUGCCGACGCAAAAGAAAGUUCUGAAUUCGACCGAGAGGAGCUGUUAGCCACAUACGAAAAUCUACAACAGAAGAAGAAGUUACUCGACACACUGAAUGAACAAAUUGAGAACGCAUCGGAAACAGAGGAUAUAGAGACGGAAAUCGUAGACACAGAUGAGUAUACUACAAAUUGUGUUACUAAACUGAGACAUUUUAAGAUAUUCAUAGAUAAAACAUUACAACCUAUUUCCAAUCAACCAUCACAUUUGUCUUAUCAAGUUUUAAAUGUAGACAGUCCACCGUUCAUUCCUACUAGUUCACCCGAAAUUGUACAGACAAGUUAUGUCGCCCCGUCAUUGCCACAGUCAAAUGAUGCCGCUCGAAUUUUAACAGAGACAAGCCAAAUUGCCACAUCAAUUCCCACGUCAAGCUAUGCUGUCCCGUCCGCUAUAUCCAGCAAUCACCGUUUGCCAAAAUUAACUUUACCUACAUUUAAUGGCAAUAUAUUAGAAUGGCCAAGCUUUUGGGAUUCUUACGAAUCAGCAGUUCAUUACAACCCAACAUUGACAGAUGUUCAAAAGUUUAAUUAUUUGAAGGCCCAAUUAGAAAACGAAGCCGCUCAGACGAUUGCCGGAUUUUCUCUAACUAACGCUAAUUAUGCCGAAGCCGUUAAUGUUCUGAUAGAGAUAUUUGGACAGACUCAUAAAAUCACACAAGCACACCUACAAGCACUGCUUGAUAUCACGCCACCCCGAGAUGACCUCAAAAGCCUGAGAAUGUUUUAUGACAAAAUGGAGAGUUUAGUUAGAGGACUUGAAUCGCUUGGACAGACACAGGACUCGUACGGUAAUUUAUUAGUCCCGAUUAUAAUCAACAAACUACCCGGAGAAAUCAGAAAGCAUCUCGCUCGGGAGCAUGGUACGACAAAUUGGUUAUUACGAGAUCUUCGAAAAAGUAUACAUAAAGAGAUACAAAUCAUGGAAGCCGGACAAGUUACACAGACAGAAAGUGAUAUUUCGUAUACUACCCUUUUCGCCGGUGCUAACACACAAAGAAAACACAACGCAAGUACUAGAAAUAUUAAUCAACAUUUAACAGAAAAGCCGUGCAUUUUCUGCAAAGACAUUCAUUCGCCUGCCAACUGCCAGAAAGUACGCGAUUUAGAUGAACGCAUCGCUAUUGUUAAACGUAACAAUUUAUGCUUCAACUGCCUCGGUACACAUCACAUAAAGGAAUGCAAAUCGAAAAGCUCAUGUCGUAACUGUGGUAAACGACACAACACUAGUUUAUGUAGCGAAGUUAAACACACCGCAGACCCCGAAAAAAGAAGUAACGCUGACACUAGAAAUUCUUUAAACAGUUGUAAUAAGAACGAAACUACGCCAUCUACAUCAACUAUAGUAAAUCUUGUGAAGGACACCGAGAUACAAGAAGAUUCCACGAUUUUACACUCGUCAGCACAAUUUCACUCAAAUGUAUUGUUGAAAACUGCCGUGGCCCCCGUUUGGUCAGAUCAUCAUUGCACAGAUACGAAUAUUUUGUUUGAUGAAGGCGCUCAAAGAUCUUUUGUAACGGAGAGUCUUGCGCAUAAAUUGAAUCUACAGAGAGAAGGAGCCGAAAAGAUUCAACUCUCAUCAUUUGGAGAAACCAACACUAAUGCUAGGCGACUCGAUAAAACCACAGUUUAUGUUGAAACUGAAACUGGACAUAAAAUCUCAGUACAUGCAUCGAUCGUUCCUAUGAUAGCUACGCCGAUACAGAACCACAUUCGUUACAUUGACAGGAACAAUAACUAUUUGAAAGGACUAAAGCUCGCACAUUCUGUUACGCAACAAGAUACCUUUGAAAUUUCGUUAUUAAUUGGAGCCGAUUUUUAUUGGGAAAUAGUUGAAGAUAAAGUUGUACGCGGAAACGGACCCACUGCUGUCAAAUCAAAAUUAGGGUACUUACUUUCUGGACCGUUAAAUUCAGAAAAAUCACAGCUAUCAACAGUGUCAAGUAUUUCCAAUGUACUUAUAUCACAUCAAACAGAGGAACACAACUUAGAAGCGUUUAGGAAGAGUGAAGAUCGAGAAGUAGAAUUUCAACAAGUACACGACGAAAAAGAGAACUAUAUAAGAACUUCAAUAGAGUUUCGCGACGACAAAGAGUAUGGAAAGUUACCAUGGAAACACGACAACGAUUAA
Messenger RNA from Mytilus trossulus (common blue mussel), 2238 nucleotides. RefSeq lists its product as uncharacterized. The record is from RefSeq and is a predicted model, not a curated record. The transcript has a single exon. The coding region runs from base 1 to 2238 and encodes 745 amino acids. NCBI's taxonomy places the organism in Eukaryota, Metazoa, Mollusca, Bivalvia, Mytilida, Mytilidae.